GUUAACCAUUCACAAAAACGUACUUCAUAACAAAAACAGCUGAUUCGUAAUCAAAUAUUUUUAGGCCGGCAUCGAAUAUUUUGGACGUUUUUAUUACGACUAAAAAAAAUGUCUCGUUUAAUUUUGCGGUCAAUUCAGAGAAAUGGUGCCAUUUUCCGAAAUAAAAAUCGUUUUUUUAAUGUUUGUACGCAAGCAUCGCAAAAUAUUACCACAUCUCAAAGUCAUGGAAUAAUUUCAACAAAGAAACCACUAUUAAAUACACCAGCUUCUAAUCCACUCUGUAUAUAUAAAGGUCGGCGCAACAUGUUUAUACAAACACAAGACACACCUAAUCCAGACAGUCUCAAAUUUCUGCCUGGCGUAGAAGUACUUGGCAAGGGUAAUACAUAUGACUUUCCAAGCGUGUCUGCAGCUUAUUGCAGUCCUUUAGCAAAACUUCUCUUUCGUAUCGAGGGUGUACGUGCGGUGUUCUUCGGCGCUGAUUUCAUAACAAUAUCAAAAGAUGAGGAAACGAAUUGGGCCGUUAUAAAACCCGAAGUGUUUGCUGUAGUAAUGGAUUUUUUCGCAAGUGGUUUACCCAUUCUGAACGAAGCGAAACCUAAUUCAGACACGCAAAUUGAUGAUGAUGAUGAUGACGUUGUGAUGAUGAUUAAAGAACUACUUGACAGUCGUAUACGGCCAACUGUACAAGAGGAUGGAGGUGACAUUAUAUAUAUGGGUUACGAAGACGGUGUAGUUAAGUUGAAAAUGCAAGGAUCUUGCUCAUCUUGUCCAAGUUCCAUUGUUACACUGAAAAAUGGCGUACAAAAUAUGUUGCAAUUCUACAUACCCGAAGUUGUAUCAGUGGAACAAGUAUUCGAUGAAGUAGAUAAAUUCGCAGAAAAAGAAUUUAAAAACUUCGAAAGCAAGAUCAAUUUAAAAGAAUCAGAACCCGUUAGUGAAACUAAGGUUUAAAUUUAUGUACCAAAUUAAGUUUGUUGUUAAAAUACAUAAAAUAUACAUACAUUGAAAUGUUUAGAAUAUAUGUAUGUAAGAUGUUGACGAUGAUUAAAUAAAAAAAUUUACGAAGCUUAAAAGCUAAUUACA
This is a messenger RNA of Ceratitis capitata (Mediterranean fruit fly), 1086 nucleotides long. Its product is annotated as NFU1 iron-sulfur cluster scaffold homolog, mitochondrial. Bases 109 to 954 code for a protein of 281 amino acids. Gene Ontology annotation, cellular component: mitochondrion. The record is from RefSeq and is a predicted model, not a curated record. The transcript is spliced from 3 exons. Gene Ontology annotation, molecular function: iron ion binding; iron-sulfur cluster binding. NCBI's taxonomy places the organism in Eukaryota, Metazoa, Arthropoda, Insecta, Diptera, Tephritidae. Gene Ontology annotation, biological process: iron-sulfur cluster assembly.